GGGUCCGCGCGCCUGAUCGCGCGCGCCACGGCGGAGGAGAAGCGUCUGCGCGCGCAGGCGGAGAAGGCCACGGCGCAGCUGGGCGCGCUGAGCGCGGAGCUGCAGCAGGAGCGCGCGCGCGGGGAGCGCGUGGACGCGCACGCGCAGCUGCUGGCGCAGGAGCUGCAGCAGGCCAACGUGCGCCUGCAGGAGCUGGAGGGCAAGCUCAAGGAGCAGACGGCCAUCGCGCACCAGAUGAAGGAGGCCGUGCGCCUCAACCAGACGCAGAUCCACAACAUGAUCAUCGAGCGGUGCAGCGAGCGCCUGCGGGAGCAGAACUGGACGUUCCGCAACCUGCUGGAGGAGUCGGAGGCGCGCAAGCGGGCGGUGGAGCUGUUCGACCGCGGGGUGCAGACGACCGGAGGCGGGGGCGGGGGCGGGGCCAAGGGCGCAGACCACCACGACGGCACCGCCACCCGCCCCAGCCCCGGAAUGGGCUCCGCCUCCGACUCGCUCGUCAGCGACUCGGAAGCGGUGCGCAGCGACGGGGGCGACGGGCCCGAGGACACGCCCCCGUCCGACGAAGACGACGACGAAGAAGAAGACGACAACGAGGACGACGACGUGACCUACGAAAACGACGGAGACUGCGGCGAGGACGACGAAACGCCACCGGGCGGGCCGCGCGGAGGAGCGGGCGGAGGCGCUCGAGAUGGCCCCGAUCAACGGAAGGCCACCGAAGCAGAGGCGGCGGUGCCCGGGGGCUGGCCGGCGUCGGCGGGGGCCAGCCGGAGCGCCCCGGGCAGCCGCGAGGAGCGCGAGCGCGGCCGGCGCCGGCGCAGCGGCUCCGCCAGCGACCCGAGCGUGAAGCGCGGGCCGCGGCACACGACGGCCGAGUCCAGCAGCGACACGGAGGCCGACAGCGCGACGCUGCGGGCGCCGGAGGCGGAGGCGGAGGUCGGGGCGGGGCCGGAGGAGGCGGUGACCGUGUGGGAGCGCGUGCCGCGGCCCGUGCCCUCUGGAGACACCGAGGUGUCCUUCGACCUCGACGACAGCGGCGGCGGUGGCGGUGGCGGCGGCGGCGCCCCCUCGGGUCCGUGA
Messenger RNA from Gryllus bimaculatus (two-spotted cricket), 1080 nucleotides. The record is from the annotation of a GenBank genome assembly. Lineage: Eukaryota; Metazoa; Arthropoda; Insecta; Orthoptera; Gryllidae.